Molecule: messenger RNA, 1177 nt
Organism: Setaria italica (foxtail millet)
Lineage: Eukaryota; Viridiplantae; Streptophyta; Magnoliopsida; Poales; Poaceae
Product: derlin-1
Exons: 7
Coding region: 140-868 (242 amino acids)
Biological process (GO): endoplasmic reticulum unfolded protein response
Cellular component (GO): Hrd1p ubiquitin ligase ERAD-L complex; endoplasmic reticulum membrane
Molecular function (GO): ubiquitin-specific protease binding; misfolded protein binding
Source: RefSeq, a predicted model, not a curated record
GCGCGGCGACCUCCCCCUCUCACCCCCAGCCCUUCUUCUCCUCCUCCCCAAGCUUCGAACGGACCUACGAGGAGAAGGACGCGGACGCGAGAGACUGGACCAGGAGACACCGAAGCCUCGGAUCGACCGACGCGACGAGAUGUCUUCGCCGGCCGAGUACUACAAUUCACUCCCACCUAUAAGCAAGGCAUAUGGGACGUUGUGUUUCUUUACCACCGUCCUGGUUCAGCUUCGGAUACUGGACCCAAAAUUUAUUGCCUUAUAUUACCCCUGGGUGUUCAAGAACUUUGAGAUAUGGAGGUUAUUUACAAAUUUCUUUUUUCUGGGCCCAUUUUCCAUCAACUUUGGUAUUCGCCUUCUGAUGAUAGCAAGGUAUGGUGUGCAGUUGGAAAAGGGUGCAUUCGAAAAGCGGACUGCAGAUUUCUUGUGGAUGAUGAUAUUUGGAGCUAUCUCACUACUGGUAGUGUCAGCUAUUCCCCUAUUUGAGUUUUCAUUCUUGGGAAUACCUAUGGUCAGCAUGCUUCUAUAUGUUUGGAGCCGAGAGUAUCCGAAUUCUCAGAUAAAUAUGUACGGCCUCGUCCAAUUGAGGUCAUUUUAUCUUCCAUGGGCUAUGCUCGGAUUGGAUGUGAUAUUUGGAUCACCGUUACUGCCUGGCCUUCUGGGUAUCAUGGUUGGACAUCUAUACUACUUCCUGGCGGUGUUGCACCCACUAGCCACUGGAAAGAAUUAUCUGAAGACUCCGAAAUGGGUACACAGCAUCGUCGCUCGAUUCAGAAUAGGUGUGCAGGCAAACUCUCCAGUCCGACCACCAGCCAACACCGGCGGUACUGGUGCCUUCAGAGGAAGAAGCUAUAGGCUCAAUCAAUAGAUUGACCUGGAGAACACACCCUAUAAUGUGAUGCUGAUCAGACUGCAAUGUAGAAGCAGAGCUCAGGACAUAGUAAGGGCAACCGGGGUUAAGGGUUGUUUUCUUAGAGGCUCUAGAAAAUGCAUGACUUGUUGCACGGAAUGGCGAAUUUUUCAUGUGCUGAUUUAGUUCCUGAAAAUUAUGUUUCACACAUGAAUAUAAUUGUGUAAUGCCCGUUUGUCUUGUACUUGUACACUAGCUGUACAAUAACUGUGUGCCGCCUGUUUUGGGGAAAGGGUCUAAAUUGAGUUGGGACGAGCUGUUUUGUUU